AUGAAAGAAAAAAAAAAUUUAGAAAAAAUUUGCUAUUCUAUUAUAAACUAUUUCUCUUUUCAGAAAAACAUUUACUAUACAAAUUACUAUAAUUUAAAGAAUAGAUUUUUUUUUAAGAAAAAUUAUAAACUUUUCUUUAAUACUGAAAAAUCAUAUAAGCAUAAUAUUACUAAAAUAGAAGAUGAAAAAAAAGAUAUAAAAAGAAAGGAAGAAGUAAUUUCAGAUGUCCAGAAUAUAAAGAAGUUUGAAUUAAUUAUAGACAACUGUACAGAAAAUGAAAAUGAAAAUCAAAAUCAAAACAUUUAUGAAGAAAAAAAAAAAAAGACUAUUAAUAAAGAACAAAAUUCAAAAAAAGAAUUAUGUAAGACAAAAAAAAAAUUAGAAGAAUCAAAUACUAGCAAUAUAAAAGAAGAAAUAAAUUUCCAAACUCAUCAGAAAAUCAGAGCUUCAGAAAAUUUUAAUGAAAAGACAAAGGAAGGAUUAGAGGAAGAGGUAAGAAAUAACAAUUCUGAAAAAAAGGUUAAUAAAUGCAAAAGUUACAAUGAAAAAGAAAAAUUUAAUAUAAUAAAAAAGGAAGAAAAUAAAAAAAAUGAAAAAAAAAACAAGGGUAAAACAAAGUGCAAUAAAAAAAUAGAUGAAAUAAAAAAAAAAGAUACUAAAAUUGUUAAAAAAGAAAAAAUUAAAAAUAAAGUAUUAGCAAGUUCAAGCAAAAACGAAAAUAAUAAUAAAACUUGUGAAAAUGGGAAUAGUAGAAAAAGUAAGAAAAAAAUUCAUGUAAAUGAAAUACCUAUAACUACAAAUUUCAACAAAGAAAAUUACUUUAAAGAAUUCCAACAAAUAGGAUUAAAAAAUAAUAUAGUUAUGUAUCAUUUGGAAAAAAUAGAAGACAUAUCUACUUUUGUAAAUAAUACUACAUCGUUAAAUUAUGAAAAUAUAUAUGCAUAUAACAACUUUUUAUAUGAAAUUUAUGAUAAAUUUUCUAAUUCUGAAAUUAAAAAGGUAAAAAAAUUAAUUAAGAAUUAUAAUAAGCUAACAAAAAAAAAUUUAAAAAAAAAAAUAAAAUAUUUUCAGAUAUUUUAUGAAUUAUGCCCAAAGGAAUACAAUCAAGUGCUAACAUGUUUAUUUAUUCAGUCAGUAGAUAUUUUAAAAUCGGAAGAUAUUAGCAACACUUUUUAUUAUGAUCAUAUUUUAAAUAAUAGUAAAGAAGGUGAAAAUAAUAGCAUAUUAGAAGAAUUUGAAAAUUUGGAAACCAAUAAUGAUGAUGUUGGAAAAAGGGAAAUGGAUACACAUACAAAUUAUAUAAAAAAUCCAUAUAACAUAAGUAACAAAAGUGUUUAUGAAAUAGAUGUAAACUUUGAAAACAAUGAAACAAAAAGUAUCAAUGAAAAUAAUUUUGUAAUAGUGUAUAAUCUUCCUAUUAUAAGCUAUGACUUACUCAUUGAAGAAUUAAAGGAAACCUUUUCAUUUUGCGGAAAUAUAAAAAAUGUAGAAUUUUUUAGUGAACGUUUAAAAACAGUAGACUUAAAUUUAUUGAAUAAUGAAUUAAUUUCUGAAAAUAACAAAAAAAGAAAUGACAAUAAUAAUAUUAAUAAUCAUAGUAAUAAUAAAAAUCUUAAAAAUUCUUUAAACCCAAAUAGUUAUACGCAUUUAUAUGCUGUUAUAGAAUUCGAAAAUGAAAAAUCUGCGAAUUUAGCCACUGGUGAUUUCAUAAGAAUUUUUGGUAUUUUUUGCUAUAACAAAUUAAUAUAUGUUGAUAAAUGUGUAAAUAAAAAGAUCAUGGUUAUAACUCAUUUACCUUUUCAUUUAAAUAUAUAUAAUAUUUUAUACUUGUUAUUAAAUGCCUCUUUAUAUGAUAUUGAUGUGUUUAAUAUUAAUGAUGAAUUUCACAAUAAAAAACACAUUCAAAAUGAAAAAUUAAACUUAGAUUCUAAAAAAAUUGGUAAUAAUCUAAAUAAAUCAGGUGAAGAAUACAAAGAGCAUUUAAAUAAAGAAAGUGAUAAGGAAAAUUUAAUAAUUUUUAAAGAGAAUACUUAUGAUACUAAUAAAGAAAAUUUAAAUGAAAGUUUUGAAGAAAAGAUAAACGAAAGUAGUACAAAAAAUUUUAACGAAGAUUACACAAUAAAAAAAGGCACCUUUACUUUAAGAAAUAGUAAUGUUAAAAUUGAAAAUACCAAUUCUUUUUUUACUUCCAAUUAUAUAAAUAAUUCUGAUAUUUAUAAUUAUAUAUAUGAAAUUUCUAAAAAAAACUUUAAAAAAUUUGAAGAAGAAAAUAAACGUGAAUUAGAAACAAAAAUAAAUGACAACAGUAGUAAUGAAAAUAAUUAUGAAUCUUUUGUUGAUUUUUACCAAAGUGAAAAAAAUAAGAAAUUGAAAACAAAAAAAGUAAAUAUUAAUAAUAAUGGAAGAACAUUAAUUUUGCAUUUUGAUAAUUUUAAAAAUUUAUUUGAGUGUUUAAAGAAAUUCAAAUAUAUUUUUAAAAAUAAAAGUUAUAUGAUAUUUUCCUUAAAUUUAAGAAGAUGCAUGUAUUUGAAUGGUAUGAUUAAAGAUCAUAUCUUCAUUAAAAAUUCAGAAAAUAAGAUUGAUUUAAAGAUUAAAGACUAA
This is a messenger RNA of Plasmodium relictum, 2601 nucleotides long. Its product is annotated as conserved Plasmodium protein, unknown function. The record is from RefSeq and is a predicted model, not a curated record. NCBI's taxonomy places the organism in Eukaryota, Apicomplexa, Aconoidasida, Haemosporida, Plasmodiidae. The coding region runs from base 1 to 2601 and encodes 866 amino acids. The transcript has a single exon.